This is a messenger RNA of Diachasma alloeum, 1062 nucleotides long. RefSeq lists its product as uncharacterized. Gene Ontology annotation, molecular function: catalytic activity. The transcript has a single exon. The record is from RefSeq and is a predicted model, not a curated record. Lineage: Eukaryota; Metazoa; Arthropoda; Insecta; Hymenoptera; Braconidae. The coding region runs from base 1 to 1062 and encodes 353 amino acids.
AUGGCUCAUAGGUCGAUCGAAACCGUCCAGAUUAACUUGCAUCAUAGCAAAAGCGCUUCAGCUAUUCUCUGCAGGACGCUUGCUAAGAUGCAGACAGCCAUAGCUCUCAGCCAAGAACUUUGGUUAGUUGAUGGGACCAUAAGAGGCCUAGGGGGCUGUGGAAAGUUACUCUACGUGAACCCUAGGGAGAACAGGAUAAGGGCUUGUAUCCUCAUCAAAGGGAUCGACGCCACCUUCCUACCUCGACUCAGUAAAGAGAACUUGGCAGUAGCCAAAGUAAAAGCCCUGAUACGGGAAAACCGGGUCUUGGAGUUUAUGAUAGGGUCAGCCUACCUAUCCUAUGACUUCAUAGAACUCCCCCCAACGCCAGAGGUGCAGGGUCUUAUAAAUCGAGUGAGGGACGGUGGGCUGGAACUCCUGCUUGGAUGUGACGCUAACUCCCACCAUUUGGGGUGGGGAAGCUCAAACACCAAUGCGUGGGGAGAAGCUCUACACGACUUCAUGAUGGGGAACGGUCUUCUACUUCUGAACAGGGGAAAUGAACCGGCCUUUAUGGACUGCAGAAGACAGGAACUGUUGGACAUAACCAUGUGCACAACAGGCAUGGCGGACUUGGUAAGGGACUGGAGGGUCUCCAGGGAAGCCUCGGGCUCAGAUCAUAGUCAGAUACGCCUGAGUCUUACUGACAAAGUGGACCCCAUCCAAAGGAGAAAUCCAAGGAACACAAAUUGGGUGGGAUACAAAGCGGAGCUUUCACUGAGGAUCCAGGAUGUGACCUGCCGAUUUGAAAACAAGGAACGACUGGAAUACGCAGCCGAAUGUUUCGGCGAGGCGAUCAGAUGUUCCUUUGAAAACAACUAUAACAUACGCAUUCAAAAUGGAACCAAAAAGGUGAGCUGGUGGAACGACACGCUAGCACACCUGAGGGAGCGACUGAAGAAGGCAUGGAACAGGGUUAAAAACUCUCACGGAAACUCACAUAAGAGACAAGCGAUGGAAGAACGUAGGUGUCUCCAGAGGAAAUACAACAAAGGACCAGAUGGCAUCUACCCAAUGCUUUGA